This is a messenger RNA of Daldinia caldariorum, 2444 nucleotides long. RefSeq lists its product as uncharacterized. The record is from RefSeq and is a predicted model, not a curated record. The transcript is spliced from 3 exons. NCBI's taxonomy places the organism in Eukaryota, Fungi, Ascomycota, Sordariomycetes, Xylariales, Hypoxylaceae. Bases 1 to 2241 code for a protein of 746 amino acids.
AUGCGCCCUUUCACUCGCUUAGCCUUCUUGGGCCUUGGGGCUUCCUUUAUCAACGGUCUCCCUCAGAAGCCUGAGGCGGAAACCGUUACAACCACAGUUACGGUUUGUGGAAGUAAUUGUGCUUCUACUGUGACUGUAUUUGCUGGUUGUUCCGAGACUUCGACUUUGCCGUGGUCUUCGACAGACACCCUUGGAACUUCGUCUACGGCUCCUUUUGGAUCUUCAUCUUUCUCUACGUCUUAUGCUACUAUUUCGACGACUACUGUCGAUACGACUUUAACUAGAACGUCAAGCAUUACUGCUACUUUUACCCAGUCGGGGAAUGUCUCUCAUAGCUCUGUUAUCCCGACAUACUCUUCGGUCUUCUCUAAUACUACUAUUGCAUCUGUUACAAGCUCAACAGCAAAUACUGUAUCCGAGACGCCAAGUAGCACAUGCACCGACGAGUCUUCAACUGACCUAGGCCCUUCCGAUACAAGCAUAUCAGCGUCCAUUCCUGCAGCCAGCACAUCAUACUCUGUGACAAAUAGUCACAAUGUAUCUACAUCCAAGACAACAGUCAUAUUGCCAACUGAAACCCACUUGACCAGUUCAGUCGUAUUUACUAGUUAUUCGUCAGAAGUAAGUACAUCGUCAGGAGCAUUACUGAAUACGACAUAUCCAGCCAGUUCUGGGCCAUCUUCCACGGAAUCUACAACUACCUCUACGGUCAUCGUCCCACUACCUUGGACCAUAACAGAAUCCUCCGCCCCCGGAACUUCUAGCACGGCCCCGUAUAGCACGACUAGUGCCAGUUAUUCUAGCGCAAGUCUGAUCUCUUCUGGCAUAUCAUCCUCAGUUGCCAGUUCAAAUUACAGCACAGGCUCCUGGACUUGGUCUCACCGCUAUACAACCUCUUCCCAUCCGUCCCUGAGUACACAGACUGGUAGUCUUCCCGUCACAACACAAACGUCUAGUUCUCCAUCUACGACUGGCUCGGUGUUCCCAACAUCUUCCACAUCGGGAUUCAUAGGUAACGGAACGACCAGCUCUACAUAUAUCUCAUCGUCUGGCACUAUUGGGACGGAGACAAUAUCCUAUUAUACACCUGGGAAUUCGUUCUCGUGGGGAUCAACCGUUAUAGUGGGCUCUUUGACUAAUUCCGAGACUUUUCCUACUAUAUUCCCAAGUGUCUCUAGUAUCUCCUCCAGUCCUGUCACAGGUACCUCGUCAACCGCUGCGGUGACAAACUCUUCCCCGGCUUCAUCGGGUUCAUUUAGCAGCGCGUCUUAUUCGACGUCUAGCGCAAGAAGCAGCUCCAACAUCGAGGGUACGACCACGUCUAGCAAUGCUCAAUUAUCAAGUGAGACUACCUUCACCGAGACAGCUCUAAGUCCAAGUUCAAGCGUUGCCGAAUCUACUACUUGCAUUCAGGAACAAACCUACGGAGGCGGCUACACUUAUAUUUGCUACACCAUCUCUGCAGCAUCGCCUACUCCAACUGAGAGCACGGGCGACACUAGCGCAGUCACAGGUUCAAUUACUACUCCUGGCUCUUCAGGAAAUGUAUAUCCUUCUAGUUCCUCAGGCGAGUUUUUCAACACGUCAAGCCAGCCAGCGCCUGUACCUCUAAGUUCUAUCUCCAUUUCCAUUUCCACUACCGAAAGCACGGACGCCGCGACAGCCACCGCGUCUUCGGGGGGCAGUCUGGAGACUUUCCCCACCAUCUCCUCGGUCCCCGGCUACCCGACGCUCCCCAGCAGCACAACUGAUACGGUGCUCGUGACGCCCCUUCCCCCUUCUCCCAGCUCAACGUACUCUACCACCGGCAGCACAGACGCCGCGACCGGGACCGGGACCUCGACCUCGUCUCUCCCGCUGAGCACAUGCAUAUCCGGCGGGUACGGCGGCGGCGAGAUCUGCUUCCCGCUCGGGACGAUGGAGCCCGGGGUCACGAUCGGCAGCGGCGGGACGUCUUCCGCCGACGCGGUGACGGGACCGUCGUCAGUUCCCACGACGCUUGUCACGCAGCCCCAGUCUACUACUUCGACGGCCGUUGGAGCGUACCCGACUCCCUCCACACCUGGAAAAUAUGAAAGCGACGAGACUGCUAUUGACGAGAGUAAGGAAAACGAACAGAAUGAGGAUGAGGAGGAUGAGGAGGAUGAGGAGGAUGCUUGGACCUGGUGGGGCGGUCGCAAGACCCGCGCUGGAGAGGGCAGAAGCGUCGAUCGCUUGCGCCGCGGAUGGCGCAUGGUCUAAACCUACCUCCUGCCUACCUACCACCUCCUAGCUAUGGUAAUUUGAUUGCUAUCCCAUAGCUACGUUAUCCCUAAGGGGGGAGAAAAGGAUAAGGGAGAGCGUAGCGUCGUAUAAAAAAAGGGAGAGAGAAAACAUCGCAUGCAUAGGUACUUUACUUCUCGUCGCUCAUUUGUUUUUUUCCCUUCUUGGAUCAUGGUUACAAC